GCGGCGCGGCAGCGCAGGCAGCCAACGCAGCCAGUGGAUGUGAAACCACCGAGUGGCGUGCUGCGUAUGUGAGCGUUCAAAGGCGUACAUGUUUACGUCGUGUGGUUAAUCGUGCGCGUCAGCUGUUGUGAUCAUCAACCAACAGCGGAGGAUUCUUGUUUGCGUGCGUUGUACUGCUGCGUGAGAUUCACCAUGCAUCUAGGUAAAACAACGAAGACACGAGAGAACUUUGGUGGCUGGGUGCUGCCUGUGGAGCAGAUGGACAAUCUUAAAAAAAAGCCAUAUUUGUACAAUGCAAGUGCUGGCUCGGUAUUGGAACUUCUGUUCCUCCAGAGGUUUUGGAUGUGGUGCCUGAAGUUUGUGCCUGAAAGGACAGCACCGUGUGUUCUCACGUGUUCAGGACUUGUAAUAAAUGUGUGUUGCUGUUUACUUCUUCUAAGCUACAGCACUGAUCUUCGCUCAGAGGCACCAUGGUGGACCUUUGUGCUGUGUGCAUUAUCUUUGUUCCUGUAUCAACUGCUGGACGCUUUAGAUGGCAAACAGGCCAUCAAGGUACAGAACACUGCACUGGAGGAAGUUUACGACCAUGGUUGUGAUGCCCUGUCUACUUUCUUCGUUACUACAUCUAUUUCCAUCGCCAUGCAAAUGGGUGAUUCUCCCGCACUCCUGGUCACUUUUUUUUUUCUGUCUGCGCUGGCAUUCUACUCCACCCACUGGCAGGACUAUGUGACUCACGUGAUGGUUUUUGGCAAGGUUGAUGUCUCCGAAUGCCAAUGUUCCAUGAUGGCUGUGCACCUUUUGACAGCUAUCUAUGGCCAAAAUCUAUGGAUGCAGAAUGUAUUCUACGGCAUUCAGCUACGUGAGGUUCUAAUGCUGAUGUCCUUUUGCUGCCUGGUCUUUGCAAUAUUGGGCAACAUUCGUAUUGUCCUUGGCGGCAAGACGCCUCUUGAUGGCCUUGUCAAGAUUCCUCGUCGUAGGGAGCGCACAUUGUACCCUAUGGCUGCUCUUCUGAGCCUGUCUGCUUGUCUGUGGGCUACGUUCAAGACCGGUCUCAUGAUUGCCCAUCCUGUGAUGUUCCUGGUCACGUAUGGCUUUGCUUUUGCAAAGAUCACCAUCAGGCUAGUGCUGACAACUGUGUCCUAUGGGGAAUUAGACCUUUGGGACAGCAGCCUGGUUGCACCGCUCUUCCUCUGCCUGAAUGCUCUGCUCAGUACAACACCCCUUUCACUGCCCAUCUCUUCAGCACUUAUGUGUGCCAUGGUGUACAGUGUUAUGGACUUUGCUCGUUACUUCACCUACGCUAGCUGGGACAUGCGGGAUGCACUGGACGUGUGGAUAUUUUCUCUCAAGUACCCCGUCGGAGACCCGCGCUGUCGUAACGGCAAUAACGGCGUGUACCUCACAGGCCUCAACAACGAUGAGCUACUUAAGAAGGCACGCCCAGAAGCAUCUGCCGCCAGUGUUGGGGCAGGAUCGUCCAAUGGCACAAAGCAGAAGGGUGGCAAGCCGAGGCUACGGAAGUACCUUGGCCGUAGCAUGGGCAAGGAGUGCCUCAACUAAUCAACCGAGAGCGACCAUAGUGUACAGAAAAUAAUGUAGAGAAACGGGAUGGCGUAAUGUUAGGAUUCUUUAGUCCUCUUCAUACUUUGUGAAUGGCUUGAGCAGCAACGCACCAACACAUUAUGACUGGAUUGAGGCGGGUAUAGGUGGCACAUGAGGAUAAGGAAGAAAAUCAAGUGAAAGGAAUCAUUACAUUAUGCCAGCCCUGAAUAUGUUGCAACUGUUGUAGUUGUAUUCAGUAGCCUUGCAGAUUGGGCAAGGAGGUAUCUGAAAGCUUAUUUUUGCUGGAAAAAAUAUAACAGAAAUUAAAUGCAUAUUUGUGCCGGGCUUGAAAGCUAGGUUUCAUGGCACUGGUGGGAAUGACUCUUGAAAAAAAGACUGGCUGCUUGUGUCAUAUAUUUGCUGAGCUGUAAAUACGUAAAGUUAGUACUGCUAUAACUCAUUUGAAUGAAACCUUUGGAUGUACAGAUUCACAUCUUGUAAUGUAAACGUAAUCAGUUUGCCCAGCUAUCCUGGGCAAAUUGUGGUGGACAGAUUACCUGUCACUAGGUGCAAUUUUCUGAAGUGGCAGUUAUACCUAACUGGGUAAACGUCAAAUAUGGAAAGCUUCUAUGAUGGAAAGCUGCAGUUGGGGAAAUGCAGCACCAAGGCUUGUCUUUUUGCAGUUCUGCAAAAUGAAAGAUCUUGUAGAGAUGCAUUUUACAUGAAUUUUUACAUGUGAUUCUUUCUGUUCUCGGCUGUCUGUUAGGGUGAGAUUUUGGCCACUUGGUUGUUGCCUCAAGCUGAAGCAUACAAUCAAAAUUUGUAAAUGUUAAAGGAAAUCGAAGGCUAAAUUAAAUUAACUAACCAUCACAUUGGUUGAUGUUAUACACAGCAGCUAUGUAAAGUGAUGAUUUAUUGUUAUAUCAUUUAUUAUGGUGCAAUAUUUAAAUGGCACCUUCAAUGGAAUUGCACCAGCAUACCCUGGUGUGCCACUUAAUUUGGUGCCAGUGUGUCCCGGUGCGAUUCAAAGACAGUUUUACUGUUCUUUUAUGCGUGCACUUUUGUUAGGUUCUGAGUGAAGCGUACAAACCAUGUCAAGUUUCUGAACAUAGUGAAAACAUUUCACUUCAAAAAAGUGAUUCGACAGUUAUCAGUGUUCUCUACUUGAACUAAUGAGCAGGCUCAUGUAUUACAUGCACGGAACACUACCAAUGAAUAAUUGCUUCAAAAAUUUAGGUGUCAUGUGUUAAGCGUUGUUGAAUGAGAAAGUAUAUGGGGCAAAAGAUUACUUCUACAGUAGCUUUGAGUAAAUCUGCGACAUGGUAGAAUCCUGUGUGGUUAGUUAGUGUCAAGAGUUAAAGGCUCCAACUACAAAAGUUAGGUCGAUACUGUGAGCACAGUUUUCAUUUGGGAGCAGAAACAGUGGUCUUAUUGACUAUGUUGUAGCUAGCACCAUCUCUUUUUCCUUUUGCUCGUUCAUUCUUUGGGAGGAUGUGUAAUCCUAUGGAAGCAAUAGAAAACUCGACAGACUGCUAAAUAUGGCGAAGUAUGUUUUAACAUUGAACCCGGUCUUGUAAAUAGCACAUGCUUUUGCUUAUGGACCAUGAAACCCUGUUGCCAGUGACAUAUGUACAUUGCCAUGUUUCACAGGAGAAUGGAACGGGCCACCUAAUUUGGUAGUGUGCUUAUCCACCCACCAUUUUUCUUAUUAUGCAGUUUAGUUCUUCUUGUGAGCUUGCGUUUCACAAAUUGUUUCUCAGCUUGAAGCUGCUCCAGCGAAAUGGUCUUGGUAUUCAAAGUAGCAAGAUGACGAAGUGUAAUUAUGCUAAAGCUUUUGAAACCACUGCCUUCGAGAACUCUUCUGGCGAACAAAUCAAACACAUGUUAAUGUACGUGACUCCCGGUGUUUGUGAUUUUCUUUAGAUUUGUGUGUUUGUUACUGGUGUUUGUUAACACAGCAGCAGCAACAGAAUUGUUCAAUGUUUGCUGAAUGUAUUUGCAUGUACAUUUCAUUUUUCAAUUUUUUCAUCCAAUAAUCAACAAUGCUUCAGUGCAGCUUAUCAAGGCUAGACGUCCAUUGUACUGAAGCAGUUCAUUUAAAGAGAUGCCAUAUGCAAAGCAAAUCAAGCUAACGAAUUGAUUACUGUGCCAUAAUGUCCCAGAUAUCACGUUCAUUUAAGUUUUACAGGCUAUAAUAUUUGAGUUUUAUAGGUUAUAAAGUGACAUAAAUGUAUAACAGGGUUGACAUUAUCAAAGUGAAAUGUGUCUUCAGCUUAUGAAAUCCCAGCACAAAUAUUGUACAGCAAUUUUGUUGAAUGCCAGCUCCUGAUGUCUUUAUGCUACUUGGCAAACAGUAGUGAACAACUGGUAACCGAUAAUUAAGGGACGGUUAUAUCGAAUUUCCCCAUGAAAGAAGUCACAGUUUCGCCGCAACGGCGAAGCAAUGAAUGCAAUAGCAAUAAAUUGAAAUGUAUUGCGAAGAACGGAAAGCAGCUCGAAAUUGCCAGCGCGUCGCUCAAACCGAAAGGACGCACGAAAAGAAUGCACACAGGACGAGCAUGAACUAUCAUGCGUCACAGCUCGAUACUUGAAGCGCACUGCCCAAACAUAAAGCAGGACGCACGAAAUGAACAAACAGGUACACACAGGACGAGCGCGAACUAACUGUCACAGUUGUUACUUAUUUCUGUUUGAACAGAGCGCGCUCCUUUCGCAAACGCGGCCACUGCAGCGAGAGAAGUGACCUUCAUACGCUCUGUGAGUUCAACGCGAACAUUGCGGGAAAAGCUCAAGACAUACAACCCCCGCCCCCUUCUUUCCUCGGGAUAAGCGCACGAAGGCGACCACGCCCUGUAGGGCGAAGAGCGACAGCGUUCGCAGGAGCGGUGCGACGAUCUUUAAAGUGCGCCCCGUGCGCUCUUCGCGCAAUCUCGGUGUUGACCAAGAAAGCAUGCUGAAGUGAAUGGUGUAUAUAAAUAGCUCGCCAUUAGCAGACUGAAAGACAGUACUCUUCGUGGCCUAGCCGUCUAACGCCGCACGCUGCGAAGUGAGAGGUCGCCCGUUCGAUUUCGCGCAUCGGAAAGUUUUUCUGAAUUAUUUUCCUUUGUGGCUUAUAUAUAUAUAUAUAUAUAUAUAUAUAUAUAUAUAUAUAUACCGGGUGUCCCAGCUAUCUUUAGCCAAGGGUUAGAAAAUACAAUAUUAGAGGCAGGCGAGUGAAAUCAGUUGCAAAUUGCUGACAGCCACCUUGCGCGCUACAGACAAUUUUUUGUCUUGUAAUUAACUAAUUUGUUAAUUAGGACGAUUUAACUAAUUUGCUAAAUAUUGACUUUAGGCAAGAAAUCCUGCUUGCAAUGUUUGAGAGCGUCCUCAAAAACCCCAAUCGCAUCAUUUGCGAUAAAGAAAGUCUCACGUAUACCAUUUUUUCCAAGCUGUAAAGAAAGCCCGUGAAAUACAAAAAGAACCACGUGACUAGCGCGCACGCGCGCUGCGAGAAUGCUGCCCUCAGCCGAGGUUUGAACGAACGAAAUCACCUGCGGCCGGGACUCGCCGGCUCCGUUGCAGCGGUAGGCCUAUAAGUGGGCGGUGGUUUCUUGGCCCGUUGCCAGCCAGCUGCGCGACAGUGCAAGUUGUAGCGAGCGCGGGCCAAGAAACCACCUUUAACUUAUCGGCCUACCGCUGCAGCGGAGACGCCGAGUCGCGGCCGCAGCUGAUUUCGUUCGCUCAAACCACGGCUGAGGGCAGCAUCCUCACGGCGCGCGAGCGCGCUAGUCACAUGGUUCUUUUUGUAUUUCACGGGCUUUCUUUGCAGCUUGGAAAAAAUGGUAUACGUGAGACUUUCUUUAUCGCAAAUGAUGCGAUUGGGGUUUCUGAAGACGCUCUCGAACUUUGCAAGCAGCAUUUCUUGCCUAAAGUAAAUAUUUAGCAAUUUAGUUAAAUCGUCCUAAUUAACAAAUUAGUUAAUUACAAAACAAAAAAUUGUCUGUAGUGCGCAAGGUGGCUGUCAGCAAUUUUCAAGUCAUUUCACUCGCCUGCCUCUAAUAUUGUAUUUUUUAACACUUGGCUAAAGAUAGCUGGGACACCCUGUAUAUAUAUAUAUAUAUAUAUAUAUAUAUAACUGAAUGAAUGUGGCAUCAUGUUUGUGCAGCUCUGUAAAUGAGAGGCAGCAGCACUUGGCAGAGCACUGUUCUCCAAGACUGCAGUGCCAUUCUCACACAGCUUACUGUUUCUACCGGUGACACACUUUCAUCAAUAUUGUACGAAAGAAAUUCCGAAAUGUUUUAAGCAUCGUUGUUGAUUAAUCAAGCGAAUGCGCACCUUUGGUGACCCUCUAGUGUGAACUCAUAUUGGCUUGGCUGACAGUGUUAUGUGAUACGUAAUUUGUCUGCGUCAUAUGCGAGUCUUGAUGCAUAGGAAGAGAUGGAAAGCCGCAGUUUGGGCAGCGAUCAAAUAGGCUGCAGUUUGUACCUGUGAUGCUAGUCUGCAAUGUGCAGCAAACGUUGUUGAUAGUUGUGUAGCAAGGCACGUGCUACAGAAGGGCAAAGCUUGGCGGAAAGUCUUGGACAUUGCUUGUACGAUGAUUCCAAGUUGUUGCGGAGACAGCUUAGUUGCACUUGCUAGUCAGUGGUAUGCAGCAGCACAAUAUAUAGUGUGUUCUUCUUGUGCCAAGAAUAUAUUUUUUAAAUGUAUGGGCUUGCUGUGGGGAGCCUGUUUAGUUUUAGUGCCAGAGAAAAAACAGCUACUGCUUCUGUCAUUUAGCCUGAUGCAUUUUUCCAGGUGCAUGCUGCCCUGUUAGCAGCGACAGCACAGAAGCAGCUGUAGUAAGCUGAAGUUUAUGAUUGUAGUGAACAUUAAUAGGUGCCACAGAGCUCUUGAUUAGUGCAAACAGUGUAGCCCUAAGGUUUCAGUGGCUGAUGUUUGAAAUCUAGGAUUGGAUUAUUCCUUUUAACACUGAAAGCCAAAAGACAUCUGUCAAUGCUGCUGACUUUUUUCUCUUUCUAAAUUAGUUGUAGCAGUAUCUGCUUGUUGUACAUUAUGAUUGGCUGUGCAGUGAUGUGCAGUUCAAAGUAAGAGGAGCUACCAAAAAAUUAAAGCAAGACAUGUACUUUGUGUGGUUAUAAAUUUUAUCUUAUGGCUAUUGCCACUUCAUAUCAGCAGUUACUAUGAUGGCUGCUACUUGACUUUUUAGCUCACAAGUUCUUUUCCAGUUUUCUUUUCCCCCAGUGUUUUAAGUUUUGCACCUAGGUGUUCUUUGCAACUUGUCAUUACUUUUUUCAUAUCUUUGUUAUUGUUUCAUAUAGGUCUUAAAGGGGUCAUGAAGCACCCCUUGGGCUUGUUGAAAAAACACAUCCUGUGGAAAGCUGACACGGCUAUGAACUGCUCUGCCAAAUAUUACAGUCGUGCGCGCCGCGUAAAAGCCACAAGCGGAGCGCGAAGUUGCCGUUUCCCCAAGCACCCUCUUUUCAAACAGAGGCCGGUUCCCACUCUCGUCGGUGGGCGGGGCGUCUGCACGUUGACGUCGCGGAUCUGCCAGUUUACGUCGCAAGAGACAUAGCACGCUUAUUCGCUCAUAGCCGACGUAAAUCAAGAGCGGCGUUCGGAUCAGAUGCGCUUCUUGCCACGGGGUGCCGCCACUUGCCGGCGCCGCACUCCUCAGUACAUGGUAGCCGCACUCGCGCACGCGAAUCACAGCGGGAGAGCGAUCGCGUUUCAUGACGCGCGCUGACGUCCUCCCUAUGUAGCUUCCAGUGCGUUUGUCGGCACGAGAAAAGAGAGAAAGCGUUGAGAGCGUGCGCCAAACACCCGUAACUCCACUCAUUCUUGACGGAUUCGAGAAAUCGAUUCGGGAGGCAGUAAACUCCGAAACUGAGGUCAUUAGAUCAUUACUUGGAAAAGUGGUUCAUGACCCCUUUAAUCGUGCACAUUGCUCACUUUUGGUUACUUGUUUACAACUUCUAAUUGUCUUUGUAUGCCCCAAAUAAACGUACAGACUUGUUGCGUGUAGCAGCAGGAGGGGCCAGGUGUUCAUAAGAGCCAGUCUUACCAAAUUUUUUUAUUAGCUCUUGUAACAGAUGCUUAAGUGCCAAGUGAUACCGUCUGGUGAUAUUGAGAGUACCUGAACUUGCUUGCUUUGCCGACGCACAAGUUGCAGGAAACUGUGAACACUGUCUGCAUCAGCAAUACUUCUCAUAAAAGUGCACACAUAUAUCAUUUC
This is a messenger RNA of Rhipicephalus sanguineus (brown dog tick), 7753 nucleotides long. Its product is annotated as choline/ethanolaminephosphotransferase 1. Gene Ontology annotation, biological process: phosphatidylethanolamine biosynthetic process. The transcript has 10 exons. Gene Ontology annotation, cellular component: Golgi apparatus; endoplasmic reticulum membrane. Lineage: Eukaryota; Metazoa; Arthropoda; Arachnida; Ixodida; Ixodidae. The record is from RefSeq and is a predicted model, not a curated record. The coding region runs from base 193 to 1560 and encodes 455 amino acids. Gene Ontology annotation, molecular function: diacylglycerol cholinephosphotransferase activity; ethanolaminephosphotransferase activity.